Messenger RNA from Symbiodinium necroappetens, 3163 nucleotides. The record is from the annotation of a GenBank genome assembly. Lineage: Eukaryota; Dinophyceae; Suessiales; Symbiodiniaceae.
GUUCGCAGGAGUCACAGAAGAGACCCUGAACUCCAUUUUUCGGCGGACGGCAGUGUGCAAGUACAAAAGCGUCUUCGUGGAUGAGGUCCGCAUAGCCGGCAAGCAGGAAUUGGCUGCAAGGCAUGGGAUUUUCCCGCGGGAUCCCACCUUAAAGGAUUUCUUAAGGGACGGGCCUGCCUGUUUGGUGACACUGCGUUGCUUGUGGAACUACGCGCGAAGUCGCACCGCUUUCCAAUGUCGUGAUGUCCUGGAAAAGUAUGUUGUUCGUGGCGGUGACGGUGGUUUGACUCUGGCGACUGUGCGGCGCAGUUGUGGUCUGACUCCGGAUGAAACGGCAACAGCCGAUCCGGUGCAGGAAACUCUGGAAUCUCUCAUGUCAAAAGAGCCUUCAGGCGAGACUGGCAGAAGUAACCAAGACGUCUCUCAAGCUCAGGCUAUGAUCGCCGCUCACCGAGAUGAAGAAAAGCAGACUGUUCAACAGCUCCGUCAGUGGCUGUGCGAGGAGCGCAAAGACUGGUUCACACUGAACCAGUUGAAGACUGCCAAAUCCAAGUUCGUGUUCAAUUUUAGCAAGCAGGAGGCGCAGAACGUCAUUGAGAACAUGGUCAAGCAGGGCAAGAUCAUUUCAGCCCCGAUUACGCUGCCAAAGGUUGGCCAAACCACGAUCUUCCUUCCAACUUACUCGUGUGAAAAGGCACUCGGUGAUGUUGUGCCACUGAAGCACGACCAAAACCUCGUCUUCACAGAAGAAUACAAUGUCGAGCGCGUGUAUACCACAGACUACGACGUCGCGUCUUCUAUGUUCACUAUUGUGGUUCAGUUGUUUGACUUGGUCAAACCCGCAGACUGUGACAUACCCUCAUGGCGUGCUGUCGCAAAGGUGGCCAACGGAGCAUCGCAUGAUAAGUUCGAAGAGUUGAACAAGCAGGCCGUAACUUUCUUGAAAGCUCUGUCGAAUGAAAGCCGACUGUUGCGUUGGUUGGCAUGUUCGCAGAUGCAAGCGGAAUACGGUCAACUACGACGUCAUUCCAAGAACAACUGGCCGGAAGCAAGCAUUUUUGCGGCUUGGUGGAAUCCGGCAGAGGAUCAUAUUCUACAGGUCAUGCUCGAAGAGGUCCAGCAACAUGGCUUCGGUGGUCAUAUCUCCUGUCAUUUUGAUGGUCUUCUGCUGAGCACUUCCAUGGUGAAGUCAAUCGAGACGGCAACAGGAAAGAACAUGAUCUUGGUCUUGCAAGAAGCAGUACAGCGAAACACGCGUUUCGAGGUGGCGAUUAAAAACAAGACAUUGCCUUCCUUUGACGUGUGGCUGUCCAACAAGCUUCGAGAGAGCGAUGUUGAUGCAGAUUUGGGAACCUACCGUGAACUUUUGACUGCCACGCCGAACUCGAUUCCAGCUGCGAUAACUUUUCUCGGCGCGGACUUAAAGCAGGUUGUCUCUCGUCUGAGAAAGGAGUCGCCGUCGAAUGCAAAGGCCGACACACAUUGUGUCCGACAGUAUUCGGACUGGCAUGGCUGUGGGGAUCUGUAUCUGGUCCCACGGCAUGCGUGCGUGCUAAACAUCACCAAGGAUUUCCUUUUACAUCUCGAACUGCCAGAGUCAUCCCUUUGUCUGGGGGUCAAGGUUGUCACGAACGACAACAUUCUCGUUAUGCGUGCAGGCAAGGUCUAUGAGGGCACUAUGGCACAGCUGAUGGAUCUACUCGAAUCAUACCACGGCACGAAACAAACGUUCUUUUUCGACAUUGCUUCCGAAGAUCCAGACCUCGACGAUGUGGAGAUCGGGUUUCUUGAUCUUCUGGCCGGAUCCUCUUCAAUCAAAAAACGACCUGCCUCUAUCCGACAGCACCAAGACCCACAGAAUGACGGCGAGGUUGACGUCGGGGCAGAGCUACGCAGGCUGCUCUGUGAUGAAGUGACGGCGGCAAUCCGCGCAACACAGGCGCGAGCUGGAAAUUUGUUUCCACCAACGGUCUGUCCGUGCUGCCCUUGGAGACAGUUCGAGCGGCGUCGAUGCUUGGUGGAACAUCUGCAACACCAACAUACGGAAGCGAAGCGCUUCUGUCCGGCUGGGACCAAGCAGUUGCGGGUCGUGGUGGCACUAUAUGAUCAUGACCGCCUUCAUGAUCGGACACCGCAGCCGACUUUUCUGGCUAGGGCCAGCGAGCUUCUGCGGAAGACUGUCAAGGGCAACAUGCCGCGUAAUCGCAGCUUUAUCGAUAAAUCCCUUCGCUGUGUCUUUCAUUCAGACGGGCCUGAGUUUGUCAAUAUUCGAUCUAUCACAGAGGCUACGGGCUUACGCAGAGUGGGUAAUCUGUUCUACGAUCGUGGCUUUGCUGAUGCAUUCCUCAAUGCAGCGGCCGCUCACCAUGCCUCGCUGCACAAGAUACAGGCAUAUUUCCUGGAGAAGUGCAGAAGGGACGAUGGAAAGCUGGCGUCGGUUAUUCCGCGUGGCAACAAUGGCUUCUGGAUGAACGUCCUUGAAGACCUCAUGAUGUCACCUCUCCUUGAAGCAUAUACGGCAGGGCUCAUGGACCGAUGCGCAGUCUUGCAUGUGGCAUCCGAUGCUCCCUCUGCGGAGCUGUUCCAGACCUUGAAAGAAGUUCUGCCAAAUCUGCAGAGUUUAUCGCUAGAUGCCAUGCAUAUUGUUAUGGUCUACGACCAAAACAUGAACAACCGCCGGACCGCGGGAAGCAAAUGGCUUGCUGUUAUCAUGAACAAAUUUCGCAAGCGGCACUCUUCUCGCACGCAGGCAUCCUUUGGUGAGUUCUACAAUGGAGGCACUCUAGGAUCAGCGCCGCAGGAUGUCAAAUCCAUGAGAGAUUGUCUCUUAGAGCCGGAUAUGUCCGAAAACGCAGCGAGAACGCUGCUAGAGACAUUGGAUCCUGACACUCCGUGGCUGACGGAAGUUGACUUCCUCCAAGCCUUGGUGGCGCACUUUUCAUUCUUUCGAGAAGAACUUCGUAAAGUCACAUUUACAGGAGUUUCGCUGCAUCGGCUUAUCGUGAACGUCGCCAGCCCUGCCAAAUUCCAAUGGCUUCUCAAUGACACGAGAUACCGCCAUUCCGUUCAUCGGCAAGAGCUAGUGCUCCUGCCGAGCGGUACAACUUCCAAUGAAAGCCUCCACCAUGAAGUUAAUGUGUGGUUUCGAGAAACUGCGACCUGA